CCCGGGACACCGCGGGCCGAGCCAUGACGGACGCCGGCAACAGGAAAGAGGGCUUCAAAAAAUGCCGGAGCGCUACUUUCAGCAUCGAUGGCUACAGCUUCACCAUCGUUGCAAAUGAAGCUGGAGACAAGACCGCCAGAUCACUUGCCCGCUUCUCUCGGUCUAAGUCACAGAACUGUCUGUGGAACUCCCUCAUCGAUGGGCUCACAGGGAAUGCCAAGGAAAAGCCACGGCCAACGAUUGUCCAUGACCCUCGACCACCAGAAGAGAUCCUAGCUGAUGAAUUGCCUCAGCUUGAUAGCCCGGAAGCCUUGGUGAAGACGUCCUUCAGGUUACGAUCUUUGGUCAAACAAUUAGAGAGAGGCGAGGCUUCGGUGGUAGAUCUUAAGAAGAAUUUGGAAUAUGCAGCCACAGUACUCGAAUCUGUGUACAUUGAUGAAACCAGGCGACUCCUGGAUACGGAGGAUGAACUCAGUGACAUUCAGUCAGAUGCAGUGCCUUCUGAGGUCCGAGACUGGCUGGCCUCCACCUUCACGAGGCAGAUGGGGAUGAUGCUCAGAAGGAGCGAGGAGAAGCCACGGUUCAAGAGCAUCGUCCAUGCAGUACAGGCUGGGAUAUUUGUGGAGAGAAUGUAUAGACGAACAUCCAACAUGGUUGGACUGAGCUACCCACCAGCUGUUAUUGAAGCAUUAAAGGAUGUGGACAAGUGGUCCUUUGAUGUCUUUUCCCUCAAUGAAGCCAGCGGGGAUCAUGCACUGAAAUUCAUUUUCUAUGAAUUACUCACGCGUUAUGAUCUGAUCAGCCGUUUCAAGAUCCCCAUUUCUGCCCUUGUCUCAUUUGUGGAGGCCCUGGAAGUAGGAUACAGCAAGCAUAAAAAUCCGUACCACAAUUUAAUGCAUGCCGCCGACGUUACGCAGACUGUGCAUUACCUCCUUUAUAAGACAGGGGUAGCGAACUGGCUGACAGAGCUGGAGAUCUUUGCUAUCAUCUUCUCAGCUGCCAUCCACGACUAUGAGCACACAGGAACCACCAACAAUUUCCACAUUCAGACACGGUCUGACCCUGCUAUUCUGUACAACGAUAAGUCUGUAUUAGAAAAUCACCAUUUAAGUGCAGCUUAUCGCCUUCUGCAAGAAGAUGAGGAAAUGAAUAUUUUGAUCAACCUCUCAAAGGAUGACUGGAGGGAGUUUCGGACCUUGGUAAUUGAGAUGGUGAUGGCCACGGAUAUGUCCUGCCAUUUCCAACAAAUCAAAGCAAUGAAGACUGCUCUGCAACAGCCAGAAGCAGUUGAAAAGCCAAAAGCAUUAUCCCUGAUGUUGCACACGGCGGACAUUAGCCAUCCUGCAAAAGCAUGGGAGCUCCAUCAUCGCUGGACAAUGUCACUCCUGGAGGAAUUCUUCAGACAGGGUGACAGAGAAGCAGAGCUGGGGCUGCCUUUUUCUCCUCUGUGUGAUCGAAAGUCAACGAUGGUUGCUCAGUCGCAAGUGGGUUUUAUUGAUUUCAUUGUGGAGCCCACCUUCACUGUGCUCACAGACAUGACUGAGAAGAUUGUGAGCCCUUUAAUUGAUGAAACCUCCCAAAGUGGCGGGACAGGACAGAGGCGUUCAAGUUUGAACAGCAUCAGUUCGGCGGAUGCAAAGCGAUUGGGCGUGAAGAGCACUGGCUCAGAAGGAAGCACCCCCAUCAACAGUUCUGUCAUCCCUGUUGACUACAAGAGUUUCAAAGCCACUUGGACUGAGGUGGUGCACAUCAACCGGGAGAGAUGGAGGGCCAAGGUGCCCAAAGAGGAGAAGGCCAAGAAGGAAGCAGAGGAAAAAGCUCGCCUGGCUGCAGAGGAGAAGCAAAAAGAAAUGGAAGCCAAAAGCCAGACUGAAGAAGCCGCGGCUGGCAAAGCCGAGAAAAAGUCAUCUGGGGAAGCUAAGAAUCAAGCCAAUGGAACGCGCACAAACAAAAGCGACAACCCUUGUGGGAAAAAUUCCAAAGCUGAGAAGUCCUCAGAAGAAAAACAACAGAAUGGUGACUUGAAAGAUGGUAAAAAUAAGACAGACAGGAAGGAUCAAUCUAAUGUCGGAAGUGAUUCAAAGAAAACAGAUGAUUCAGAAGAGUAAAACACACCUCACAUACAAUAAAAGAGGCUGCCAGUGUCUUGCAUCAUUUUAGCUGAGCUUCAUUCUCCUUCUCCUCCUUCCACAAAGACCCAUAUCUGGGGAAGGUGUCCAGGUUUCAGAAACAAGCCCCCCCCCCCCACACUUGGCCUUCCCUCGUGCCACCUCCUUCUAAGAGACGGCUCUCUGGGAGCUGGUUUGAGGUCUAAGAACUCUGGGGAAAUCCUCCCCCAGGCAAAUAAAACAACUUGAGCUUUUUGCACAAACAGAAACAAAACAUGAAGGGACUUCCUCAGAAUUCUUUGCUAAUGCCCUGGCUUUCAAGGCACCUGUCUGGCCUGAUGAGGAUGGACAUCCUGGAUAUGCUGAGGGCGGCCUGAAAAAGCCACGUGCAGAGUAAUUGCCAUUUUACUACUGUCGAUGCCGUUCCUUCAAAUUGUUAUUUUUGUACUGGCUACUGAUGGUGGAUACAGCUGUGCUGGCCCUUCAUCAGCUAAGAGGAUGAUUCCAGUCUCUGGUUGUUCCUUUCCUGAGUCAGGAACAUUCUUUUUCUCCAAUUUUCUUUCAGACUUAAAAAUUAUUCUUAUGCUUGUCUUUCCAUUUAUAUAUGAAAUUCUUUUUUUUAAAGAGAUUAUCCUAUAGGACUCUUUAUUUGUAAAUGCUUAAUUUAUCUGUGCAUUCAUUAAUAUAAACCUGAAUGUAUCCGCUGAUGACUAUACUAUUUAGGUGGGAGACACAUUGUUUUCAUUGGGUAGCAUCCAUGACUAGGUGGUUACUGAAAUUUUUACCACUGGCCAGUCCUCUUCUUUUGGAUAUUUACGGUUUCACUUAAUCACUCUUCUUUCUAUUCAGGGAAGUGCUAAAGGAAUUAGUAUCAGGGAGAUAUGUCAAAUACUUCUUCUCAUUUUAGUGAGUCUUUAAAAAUUACACAUAGGACAUAAUUAAUAGCACAAAUCAAAAGAAAGAUUCAUGGAUGUAGCGUGGAAAGAGAAUAAAGAUACACCCCCCGAAUCCAAGUCGAAAAUGGGAUCCAGUGGGGUCUAAGUAACAAUUAAUGUUAUGAGUCUCAAUGGUGUGAUUUGGAUAAAACUCAUUCUUAAAAGGUGGUUAUGGUUCACAAAGAAAUCUUUGAGUCCUUCCCAAGGGGAAACCCCGUGAGUAUGCUGGUGAUGGAGUGGGGUUAGUAAUAGGGAGAGAGAGAGAGAGCUAGAUGGUAGGUUUAGGUGUAUUCCCCAUUGCAGAUUGAAUUUCUACAUUAAAAACACCCAAACAAACAUUUAAAGAAUCUUCUUAUUACUAAAGCAAAAUGUUGCUAUUUCUUCAGACAGAAAGAAGACUGUGUAUGUAGUCUACAGGGCCUCUUGCCUCACUGAAAUAUUCCCCAACAGAGAGAUCUGAAGAACUCUUGUGUAAAAUGCCCAGUUUGUACUGAUAUUUAAACACUGUUCUUUGGUCAGCUUUACAUUUUGCCUUGUAAUAACACAUAUUUUUCUGUUGCUCCCUAUGUUUUUCUAACAGUAACCACAGUAAAUAAUGUGGUCACAAAUUCAAAUCAGGGGCCCAGUGGUCAAGUAAAUGAGUAAAGCAAGCCAGGUAGUAUCAGAGUUAUUGUGAUCAAUGGCAUUUGGUACCAGUGAGGCAGUAAGGACUGUGAGGAAUUGGAGCUUUCUGUAUGUUGAGGCGUGUGUUGUGGAAAGGGGGCAGUUACUAAUCAGCAGCAGGAUUAGUGCUAUGUAGGAAUGGGGUUCCUAGGUACCUAGGAUUUAUAUAAACCCUCUCCAAAUUUUUAACUAUUGGCAACGAGUUCAGAAAUCUCCAAAGACUGUGCUGGUCAAAAAAAGCAUGCCUAUGACCUGCACUCCAUCCAUGGGACAUCAGUUUGCAAACUAUGCUCUUUGAGGUGGUAUGGUUUUGUAUAGGAAUGAAAUACAACCAGGGCAUGUCAAAUUUUUCAUCUUGGAACCUGAACAUUUUACCUCAUUUCUGUUCUGUACUUUUGUAUGUAGAGCUUUGCAGCUGGUCAAAACAGGAAGCUUACAACUUCCCUUUUAUACUCUUAACAAGUAAGACUAAACAAUAUCUGAAAAAGAAACAGGAAUAUAGCCAUUUUUUUUCUAGCAACAAUAAAGAUGGUAAUGUUUUCCAUUUGCUUUAAGUCAUUAAUUCGCUGAAAAAGAAUGGGAAGAGAGUUUCAUUCAGUAUAGAACUCUGCUUGGAAUUCUCAGUGUGGAGAAGCAAAACUCCAUGUAACUUAUCUUUGAAUCCUUAAAAAGUAUUUUGAAGGGACAUUGAGUAAAACUGCAAAAUUAUCUACUUUUUAAAAAUAUAAACCAAUGUAUUAUUGUAGUAUACAUUAAUACUGGAGUUGAUAAAACAUUGAAAUUAAGAUCCCAAGUCAGUAUUAACUGGAAGAACAAUAUUUCCAAAGCGCUGGUGCACUUUCUUGGUCUUUUUGUUCUCUUGAAACAGCUUCCAAAGGAGCAGUGAUAUGGGACACACAUUCUUCAUCACAUGGAGUCUGGCAUCUUACUCAGUAUUACACUGUCAUGUCACUUAGAAAGCAAGGGCUUACACACCUGAAUUAAGAAUUGACCAGUACGGAAAUUUUCAUCUCACACAAAAGUGGAGAGAAUAAUACAAUCUUCCCGCUAUGCAGCCCCAACAUACCAUAAAAUUGUUGCCAUUCUUGUUUUAACUAUUCCCUCACAUGAUUUUAUGGUGGAGUAUGUUAAAGAUCCAGAUGUUUAUUAUUUCAUUAAUAAAUAAUUAAGAGGUUUUCAACAUACAUGGGGGACAAAUAAAGCUUUGGGUAAAAUUGGAAAAAAAAAAAAAAAAGAAUUGACCAGUAUGUGGAGAAAGCAGUAGGGACAAUUCCAUCAUUGACAAACCACAAUGUCUACAUGUCCCUAGGCGGAACACUUUUCAAAUGAAGCUGACUCUAAAGUUUGGGUCCCUGUGUCACCAAAGAGCUCCACAUCCAGGUUUUGUGGAUGAGGUAUGUUUUGAGGCAUAAUGACCGAUCCAUAAGGAAGUCUUUGUUCCAUCUUUUAUUCAUGCCAACCUUUCUUAGGUUAUGAACCCUAAUAACUUAUGGCAGCAGGCAAGAGACUCAUUUCUAACCCAUUAAAUUUAAAUGGAUUUUCUUCCAUUAUCCAUUUCAUUCUUGGAGCUUUUAAAAACUAUUGAAAACAUCUGACAGGAUCCCAUUAAGGACCUGAUAUACUUAAACAGUAAAAUAGUAUCUAAACAUCUGAGAGCCAAAGAAGAAUCUAGUGUACCUGUUUAUUUCAUUUGCAGAACUAAAUUCAUUGUAUUAUAUUUUCCACCUAGAACCAUACCUUUAGUAAAUUAGAAGAGUGAACAAGUCAAGAGCAACAUUAUGAUGGGAUGUGAGGCAGAAUGCAGACAAACAGAUGGAGACCAAUUUUGUAAUCCGUAUUUUGGGAGUAAGAAUACUGGUCUUUUUGUAUCACUUCUGUCACGGAUCACUUUUCUUUAGAUAGAUAGAUAGAUGAUAGCUAGAAUAUAUAUUUUCUUCUAUUCUUCACCUUUGAGCAGGGACUUACAUGAUAAACGACUUCAUAAUGUCCCCUGUGGACUAUGGGGAGAAAACAAAAGAAAAAAAGCACUAAAUCUUUUUCUCAUAACAAGAGAGAGAAGAUUCUGAGAUUAAAGCCUACGUAUGCAGUAUUAUGUCCCCAGUGAAGGGGAUUCCAGUUGGAAACUUUGUUCUGAUUCUGAGACCCCCACACAUCCCAAUAGGAGUUGCAGUGCUGCGCUACCCCCCCUCCCGAGGGGGCCCAGCACACAGUCAGCAUUCAGGAAGCAGGUACCCAACUGUCCAGCUGCAUUCCACUAUCCACCUGUGAGUGCCAACGAAGCCCAACAUCUCCUAUAUGCCAAGCAUAUCACUAAAGGCUUACUUUCUAAAGAUAUGCAGACAUACCCUAGUGACAUCAGUAGCUUAUCAUAAGGGAUAGAAAUUGCAGGUGGUUUGGGGGAAAAUUGUCAGAGCCAAGUUUAUAAAAAAUAAAUAAAAAAGUGAAAACCUCUCUAUGGCUUUUAGGUCUAAGAAAAAUAAAAUCAAAACAAAACAAAACAGGAUUUAUCUGAAAUUGUUCUUCCAAAAGGGCUGAUGACACCAAUCUAUAUGAAAUACCAGUGGAUUUAUUUAUAAUCCAAGUUGAAAUAGUUAAAAUCCAAAGUGAACCAUCUUGCAGCAAAUAGGAGACCCUAUAUGUGCAGCGUGGGAAAUCAUUGCCCAGUUUUGCUCUGCUGAUAUUAUGGUGGGUACAACACUAAACCACAGCAAAAUUGGACAUUAAAGAACAUAAUGUUGCAAUAAUGAUGUUAUAUUGAAUCUUAUGUGUGAAUAAAUGGAAAGUAAUACUUAUGAUUCAUCAAUAUUGCUCCAUCAUUAAAGGCCUCAUUAUCACUUAGAAAAUGAACUUAAUGAAAAAAAAUGUAAUGAACAGCACAAUAUUUCUAUGAAACAUCCCUCUGAGAGCCAGGGACAUAUUACCUGCCAAGAACAGAUUUCAGUUGUUAAAAUUUCCUCUCGCCAAAGACCCUGAGCAUUGGAGGUGACAGUAGAAUUAGAAUGGUAGCAGAGCCACCUAGAACAUUUGACAGAGUUCAGUUAAUUUGGGUUCAGAGAGGUUAGAAAAAAAUGGGAAGCAGUCCUCUGGGUGUUCUCAUUAGACAUUUGUAAAAGACUGCGUCUUCUCCAGGAAAGUCUGCCAUCAUCAAGAAUUGUUUCAUUGAAAGAACAACUUGCUUUUACAUUAAACAAGAGUGGGUACAGUGGGGGAGACCUGGACUGAAAAGUUCAUGAAAGUCAAUUUAAACAUUAUUAAUUCCUUGUUAUUUUAACUAAUCUGCCCCCACCUCUCCCAUUUUUCACUAAAAUAUUGCAGAUGUAUUUGAGAUGAAUUUACAUUUAUUCUAGUUACUGUUCCCAAGUAGAAGUGGAUCAACACUGGCUAUGGCUGGCUUCCCUCAAUGAACUUGGACCCAGCCUAGACUGCUAUCCCCUGAGCCAGGAGGAGCAGGGGUUGGUGUGGGGGCCCUUUCAUCUCCCUCAGGGCACACUUAUUCAACCUCCUUUGGGAAGAUCGUGCAUCUCUGGGGAUAAAUGCUGGCUGGAGCAGGCCAGUUGGUGCCCUCAUGAAGGCCCUCACCUUUGGUCAGCUUCAGCCAUGAUCACUGAACUUCACCCAUGUAUUUUCAUUGGAGCGGGCUUCUUAACCUGCAGGAGCAUUUCUCUGUCAGGUUAUGGUGCCAGAUAAUUCAUUUAAAAUAAAACCUGCAUGGAGCACUGGGUGUUAUACACAAACAAUGAAUCAUGGAACACUACAUCAAAAACUAAUGAUGUAAUGUAUGGUGAUUAACAUAACAUUAAAAAAUUUAAAAAAAUAAAGCCCAUUAAAACCCAAAAGCUAUGGAUUGGCUUUUAAAUAGAUUGCCCUGGAGGCACAUUAUUGUAGAGUCUUUGCUUCUCUGCCAUGAUCUAUCUUGGGGUAGGUAUUUGUAUAGUUGUGUCCUUGUCUUUGAGUGAGUAUAUGUGUGAUGGUACAGAGACAGAGUCACACACUGAUAUACAUAGAUUUAUAGUAAAAACCUACAGCUGUAGGUACUGUCCAGUAGCUGAUUCUAGAGAUAGAACUGUAGAGUAUACAUUUUCCUUUUUUCUUGCUUUGAUAUUUUUAUACGAUUUUAUAUGCUGUAAAAAAAAUUUUUUAAAUAUUUGCUAUUUUCAUUUGUAGAGCUCGGUUGGGUUUUUAUCAGCUCUGGUGCCCACUGUACAGCCAGAUUCCUCCCCCUACCUAAUUUAAGGGUCCUCUCCCUUUUUCAUACUUUUCUUUUACCUUUCCCUUCUUUUCUUCUCUCAUUUUUCUAUCUUUCAUAAAUUCCUUCUUUUGCCUCUGUCCAGGCAAGCCAUUCUGCCUGUGGUAUCAUUUUAGCACAAGGAAACACACAAUAAUGGGGGAAAGAAAAGCAUCUUCUUCCAGUGUCAUUAACAUGAGGAAAUGUUGGGUGCCAAGGGUGAGGUAGGUAGUUGGGGAGUAGGGAAUAGAUUGGGGAAAGGAAGCAGGAGAAAGGAAAUCCUCAUGGGAGAUCAGUUACCCAAAGCAAGGUGACUCACUUGGAGGCUAAUGUAAUGCCAUCAUGUUCCCUCAGUAUAGAGCACAAACUUUGCCCUCACAGGGUUUUUUCCCCUUAGGAUGGCAGGUGCUCACCAUGGGUCUAUAGACCCUCUCCUGGUAUGGGCACUGGCCCUAUAUGAAUGGAUAACUCAGCUCAUCUCAGCCUUAGAUUUUGUUGCUGUUCAGCUGGAUUUGUGGGAGGUGUCUGGAUUAAUACCAAGAAUGUUUAACAAGAUUCAAAAGAGGGAGGAAAGCAGAACCAAAACCCCAAAACUCAGUCCAAAUCAUGCCAAAUAAGUAGUUCUUUGGAGGGAUAAGGAAGAGAUUUCUGGAUGUGUUCUGAGAAUGGUCCUCCAAAAGGGAAGAUGGUAAAAUAGACUUGUGCUUAUUUUUACAGCAGUGAUAGAAUGUACUUCCAUGAUGUAAAAUAGGUCUCUAGCAGAUAAAAUGCAGGUUGCAAUUUACAUUUGUAUAUCAUAGGAAAAGAGAAUGGCCAUCGAUUCUAAAGAAGAGUGUUCUGUUCCUGAUGAUGCUGGUUUGCGCUAAAACAAACUAUUCAGAUACCAUAGCAUCACACCUCCAAAUGCAAAAAUAAUUCCUAAAGAUUCAUGUAAAACAGAAAUGCUAAACUGCUCUCAAUAAACUAAAGAUGUGUUUAUUGUAAAUCUUUAUUGCACAGAUGAGGCUGACAGUCUGUUGAUGUAUAAUUUCCCCCAUCAUCUAGUGAUGAAUAAGUACCUGUAUGUUCUUCUGAUUACCAAAUAAAAACAAUGAGUUAAUCUCUCGGUUGG
Zalophus californianus (California sea lion) is the source of this 9042-nucleotide messenger RNA. RefSeq names its product phosphodiesterase 1C (gene PDE1C). Gene Ontology annotation, molecular function: 3',5'-cyclic-nucleotide phosphodiesterase activity. The record is from RefSeq and is a predicted model, not a curated record. The transcript has 18 exons. Gene Ontology annotation, biological process: signal transduction. NCBI's taxonomy places the organism in Eukaryota, Metazoa, Chordata, Mammalia, Carnivora, Otariidae. Bases 24 to 2108 code for a protein of 694 amino acids.